GCGGCCCGUCCCACCCGCCUUAUAUCGCCGGUCUCGCCGCGGCAACGCCAGCGCCGCCCGCCAGCCCGGCCCGUCGCGGCCACCGCACCGCACAGCCCGUUCCGUCCCGCCCGGCCCGAGGUUUUUCUCAGGCACCAGGAAUGUCUUCUGAGCCCACUUCAUCUGCUUCGCAGCAGUCCCCCACCUCUCCAUCCUCGCCCAACUCUCUCCAUCUGCCUGAAAACCGCAGGGCGAGAGAUCGCUCCCCGUCGCCCAUGAGAGGGUACCUCAUCCCCAGCCCGCUGCCCACCCGACGGACCAGGACCUUCUCAGCGACUGUGAGAGCAUCGGAGGGUCCCAUUUACAAAGGUGUCUGUAAAUGCUUCUGCCGCUCCAAAGGCCAUGGCUUCAUUACCCCUGCAGAUGGAGGGCCUGACAUCUUCGUACACAUCUCUGAUAUCGAAGGCGAGUACGUUCCCGUGGCAGGCGAUGAGGUCACCUACAAGAUGUGCACCAUCCCACCGAAGAACGAGAAGCUUCAGGCGGUGGAGGUGGUGAUUACCCAUCUAGCUCCUGGAACCAAGCACGAGACCUGGUCAGGGCACGUCGUCAGCUCCUGAGGUGUCCCGGAGGGAGCGCGGCCGCUGCCUGCAUGGUCACUGCUCAACAACUGGCUGCAGGGGACCUGUCCUAAGAAUAUCCUAAGUAUUGUGCGGGAGGAAAUACUGCAUUGUCAAUAAAGCAGAAGUAGGCCAAAAUUACCAUUUUUACUGCUGGCCUCAAAAAAAAGAAAAAAAGAAAAAAAAAGGCAAUUCAGAUGCUAACGAAAAAAAUCUAUCGUAAUGUGUUUACAACAAACAUAUUUUAAAGAGCCCUAGUUUGUGUGCUUGGUGGAGGGGGGAGGUUUGGUUUUUCUUUUCUCUUGUAAACUGAUUCCAGGAGAUGCCCAGGGGAACUGGGGAGAGGUUUGAAGGAGAGCUCUUCCAGCACAGACGGCCGUAGCAGAGGCACCACGACGCCGAGGCCCUGGAGGUGUGUGAGCACCAGGUUCCCUUGAGCUGCCCUUCUGUAGGGGUCGGGGUACACUUGCUGCUGGUAAUGGGGCCUGAGGGCCUUGGCUUGGGAGGGAGGGGUGUUCAUUGCUGCCAUUUGCUUCCUCACAAACAGAGCAGCUGCCGCAGGGUGGAAAAUAUCCAUCUGGUGGUUACGCUCCGACAGCCAGGGCUGGGUGCCCUUCGGGUGCACGGUUGGCAAACGGCACGUCUGCGUAUGUCUGGGACAGUGUGGUUUUAGAGCUUGGAUUGUUUGUGAAUUUACUUAGGUGCCUUGAUGGUUGAUUAGCAACAGAUUUUAUAGGCCAGUAUUAACAAAAAACACAAAACAAAACAAAAAAUCCCCCGAAAUUUUAAAAAUUUGCUUCAAGGUAAGUGGUAGAAAGCUGCAGAGUAGUGGAUACUUCAUAGCCUCUGACUGUGUCUGAAUUUAGACAAAGCUGAAGAUAGAUAACUUUCUUGACUGCGUGUAGUUGCACGUGUGCCAUGGUAUUUCACUGGGCAGGCAGGAUAACUGCGUCUGAAGAGCAAGUUCUGUGCUGUUCAGAUGACCGUGUAUAAAGCACCGUGCGAGUUAGUUAAUAGGCUCAGCUGUCUCGGUCGAGUAGAUUCUGCAGCUGUUUCUCUGGAAAACUUGCUUGGUAGGAUGUGAUAUGGUCACCCAUGCCCUGACUCUUCCUGCAAGACUUCGUGUAGUUGUAGUGCAACUAAAUUCGUUCUGUUCUGUUUGUCUUCCACGUCUUUUUUCAAAUGAAGUAUUUGUCUCUAUUAUGUUCUUAACAGUGGAUUUUUAAUGACUUUGCAAAUAAAAAAUAAUUAAAAAAAAAAGCUGGGA
This is a messenger RNA of Calidris pugnax (ruff), 1866 nucleotides long. RefSeq names its product calcium regulated heat stable protein 1 (gene CARHSP1). Gene Ontology annotation, cellular component: cytoplasm. The transcript has 4 exons. NCBI's taxonomy places the organism in Eukaryota, Metazoa, Chordata, Aves, Charadriiformes, Scolopacidae. Gene Ontology annotation, molecular function: mRNA 3'-UTR binding. The coding region runs from base 141 to 599 and encodes 152 amino acids. Gene Ontology annotation, biological process: regulation of mRNA stability. The record is from RefSeq and is a predicted model, not a curated record.